GCUGAGUAUUUUCUCCACUGAUCAACUGUUCGAAUCGAAGACGUUAUGAGAAUCGAGUCUAGUCUUGCUUAAAUUUGUAACUCCUCUACUUAUAAAUUAGCUAGGAUUUACUGGCCAUCGCCCCAAUGAAUGGAUUAUCGUUUUCAGAGAUCUGUUGCUUGUUUUGUUGUCCACCAUGUCCGUCGAAAAUCGCAGCGAAGUUGGCAUUUUUACCUCCGGAACCAACAUACUCGCUGCAAGAUUUGAGCGAAGGUGGUCAAGCUUUGCAUCUUAGCGAGAAAUCAGAAUGGCAAUACGGACAAAAAGAACUUGAUAGCAUCGAGGCAUUCACCACUAAGACCAACCGAGGCAAUCACAUCGGCUGUAUGUUUAUACGCUGCUCUCCGAAUGCCCGUUUUACGUUGCUGUUCAGUCACGGAAACGCUGUCGACCUGGGGCAAAUGUCCAGCUUUUACGUUGGGCUUGGUACUAGGAUUAAUUGCAAUAUAUUUUCUUAUGAUUAUUCCGGGUACGGAGUAAGUACAGGAAAGCCGUCUGAGAAGAAUUUAUACAGUGAUAUUGACGCAGCGUGGAACGCUCUGCGAACAAGAUAUGGAAUAAGUCCCGAGAACAUCGUACUUUACGGACAGAGCAUAGGAACAGUUCCCACGAUCGACUUGGCUUCAAGGUUUGAAUGUGGAGGAGUUAUUCUACAUUCGCCGCUAACUUCGGGGAUGAGAGUUGCUUUCCCUGAGACUAAACGAACCUGGUGUUUUGAUGCGUUCCCAAGUAUUGAGAAAGUUUCCAAAAUAGUGUCUCCAGUGCUUGUUGUCCAUGGUACUGAAGAUGAAGUCAUAGAUUUUUCACAUGGACUUGCGAUCUAUGAACGCUGCCCUCGAGCUGUUGACCCACUCUGGGUGGAAGGGGCAGGCCACAAUGAUGUUGAACUCUAUGGACAAUACCUAGAGCGCCUGAAACAAUUUAUACAGCAUGAGCUCAUUCACAAUUGACAGGGCUUUUGCCUUUAGCAAAUGGUAGCAAAUGACAUACAUACUGUAGAACAACAUGCCAUCAUGUCAAAUGACACUUAAAAAACGAUCAUCCUACAGUAUCAGUAGUGACAGGCAAGCUCUACUGAUUUUUAUGUGUAUCUUCUUGUUUCACUUACUUACAACAUACUCUGUACACUUGACAAUACAACUCUUGGUGUGAGGCUCUGGUAAAGGGGAUUUAAUAAGUUAUCCUCGAACAGUCACAAGUAACAAAUUUAGAGGAAUCAUCAAAGCAUCCCAUUUGCCAACUAACCUGGCAGUAUUUAUGAUCACCUCAUUUAAACAGUUUAAGCCUAAACUUCAGGUAUAUCCAUGAAUUCCAGUUUCCUGCGCAGCCGUCAGACACAAGGACGGAUGCGCAAGAGACUACAUGAAGUCUUGAUAGAUAAUUUGACUCACUUGCUUACUAUAUCAACAUAUUGUAUGAGAUUAUACAGACAUUAAGUGAAUGCAAUUAUGCCCAAAUAACCAGGGUUUGAUUUUUAAAUCCUCACCUGGCACAUACAGUAGCCUGUGCUAACCACCACUCGCUAUGAACUGGCUUACUGUAAUGAAGGUAAUCUAGAAUGUAUUGGUAAGCUGGUAUUUGUGGAAAAAAAGACUUGCAUACCCAGAUUGUCAUUACGUACUUUCUUACUUUAUAUUUUAUAUCUAAACCCAGGAGAAUAACUAAUGACAUUAAAACGGGGGGACUUGAAUAAUUUUAACCAGAGCCUCUCAUUUAAACAAACCCUUUACAGCUUCUUUCUUAACUCUGACAUUUUAACACAAAAUGCUCAAUUAUACUUGCUCUGUCUAAAACACAUCAUAACUUUUAAAGGUACAUCUUUUUGGGACUUUCACUUUUAUAUAGAAACCAUUGAAAGCAACAAGUUGAACAACUGAUAGAUCCUUCAUCUAUAUUACCAAAUGUGGCCUCUAACAGGAAACAUACUAUUAUUUCAUGAAUUCGAUUUUCCUGUGAAAGGUCCCAUCCAAACAUAUUGCGAAAAAAUUCUUAUAGUAAGCUGUAUAAUAUAGCUAUUUGCACAGACACUUAGCCAGGGUUUUCAGGGAGGAGGCAGGGGCGGGGCAGAGAGUGCACACACAGAUAUCAGGUAAAAAGUCAUAGGUACAGCAAUUUGUCAUUGAGAGUCAGCGCAGGGUGUGUAUGCCAAAUUCCAAAACCUUCAGUACUUUUAUGGCUGUAGCUGACAGAAAGCAGGGAAGUGGAUAUAUAAUGCACCAGAGCAUGGCUACCUAGAAAUUAUGCCAUGUCAUAUCUUAAAUUUGACUCUCAAAUAUAGAAACACAAGAAAUCACUAACCCCCCCCCGUGUACACGGCUGCUCUUGCUGUAACUGGGAUAACAUACAAAAUCUGGCUAUGCCCUGGUGCACUUCCUGAAGCCCACAAAUAAAUAGUAGAAACUGUCUGAUUAUGUAUUGUACUUUCCAGGAAACAAUCAUAUUUUGAAAUUGUUCAAUCACAAUGGUUGUAUUCCAGUUCAGAAUAAAGUGUAAUUUUAAGAUGUAAAAUUUAACAUUAAGGGAAAUUCCUGGAAUAUACAGUACACUUAAUUAGAUCAUUUGAUUUUAUUUGGCCAUUAUAUCUUGUUUUGUGGCUUGAAAGAAACUUCAGACAUAAUUGCACAAUAAUUAAAUAAUAACCACCUACUUUUGCAACAUUUUAAUUUUGCUCAAAUUAUUAAUGUGUGUGCUUUUCUUCAGCAACACAACAUAUGACAGCUUGAAUUUAUUUGUGAUUUCUUUCUGUUAGAAAUGAUUUGUACAGAGAUACACUAGUUGGUAUAAUGUAUAUCAAAGAGAUUGUAAAGUAAGCAAGCAAAUAAAAGUGGGAUUGUUGUCAA
This is a messenger RNA of Nematostella vectensis (starlet sea anemone), 2879 nucleotides long. RefSeq names its product alpha/beta hydrolase domain-containing protein 17C. Gene Ontology annotation, biological process: protein depalmitoylation. Lineage: Eukaryota; Metazoa; Cnidaria; Anthozoa; Actiniaria; Edwardsiidae. Gene Ontology annotation, cellular component: plasma membrane; endosome membrane. The record is from RefSeq and is a predicted model, not a curated record. The coding region runs from base 126 to 989 and encodes 287 amino acids. The transcript has 2 exons. Gene Ontology annotation, molecular function: palmitoyl-(protein) hydrolase activity.